Messenger RNA from Naegleria gruberi, 2207 nucleotides. Its product is annotated as phosphoglucomutase/phosphomannomutase family protein. Gene Ontology annotation, biological process: purine ribonucleoside salvage; carbohydrate metabolic process. Bases 308 to 2191 code for a protein of 627 amino acids. The record is from RefSeq and is a predicted model, not a curated record. Gene Ontology annotation, molecular function: phosphopentomutase activity; magnesium ion binding. NCBI's taxonomy places the organism in Eukaryota, Heterolobosea, Eutetramitea, Acrasida, Naegleriidae. The transcript has a single exon.
AAAUCUUCUUCUUUAUGUUUUUCAAUAAUGAUAGGAAGUUUACAAUUUUCAUUUUCCCAAAUAUUUGCCAAGAGAUGAACAUGAGGCGAAACUCUUUCCAUUUUUUUUUAAAAUUUAAAGAUUUAAAUAGAUUAAAUCUAUUUACAAAACUCUUUACAAAACCAACACUCAAUAAGCAUGCUUAAUAUUUCAGAUCAACGUUUGUCAAUAUAAAAAUCGUUUAAUUAUCAUCCAUGAUGAUGAUAAAGCCAUUUUCGGAGGAAUCAAAAAUAGCCUUCAUUAAAUCUUUAAAAAAAAAAUCAAAAAAAUGUCCCAAACAAUUCCUCAACAUAUUCAACAACUCGUCGAUCAAUGGUUGGAGCUUGAUCCUUUUGAAGUGACUAGAAAGGAUAUUCAAAACCUUGUCCAACAGGGAAAUGUAGCUGAAUUGGAAAAGAGAUUAUGUAAGCGUAUUGAAUUUGGUACAGCUGGCUUGAGAAGUUUGAUGGCUGCUGGAUUUUCAUGCAUGAAUGAAUUGAUUAUUUUGCAAACAUCUCAAGGAGUUUGUAAAUACAUUGAAGAAUGUACAAAAGAUGUUAGUGAUAGGAGCAAAGUUUCUGUAGUUGUCGGAUAUGAUGGCAGACAUCAUUCUAAACAAUAUGCAAACUUGACUGCUGGUGUUUUCCUCUCCAAGGGAUACACUGUACAUUUGUUUAGAACAAUGGUAUGCACACCAUUUGUUCCUUUUGCUGUCAGUAAUAUUAAUAGAAGUAAUAGUGGAGAGAGAUGCAUUGCUGGUGUCAUGGUUACUGCAUCACACAACCCAAAGCAAGAUAAUGGUUAUAAAUUAUAUUGGGAAAAUGGUUGUCAAAUUAUUCCUCCACAAGAUGAAUACAUUUCUGCUGCUAUCAUGCAAAAUUUAUCAAUUUGGGAAGAAGUUAGAAAACAAUUAAAGACAGACGGAAAUGGAGGUGAUGAAGAACAAGUUAUUGAUUUGUCUCCAUGGUCUCACUUGUUGCAAGAUCCAACCAAAACUCAAGCUGAUGAAUAUUUUGAAGCCAUUCGUAAAUAUAAUUACAGCAAUGGUAAGCCAGUUAUUUCCGAUGAGAAAAUUGUAUAUACUGCUAUGCAUGGUGUUGGUACUCCUUUCACAUAUAGAGCUAUUGAUUUGUAUGGUUUACCAAAAUGCAUUCCUGUUGAAGAGCAAAUUGAAGCUGAUCCAGAAUUUACCACUGUAAAAUAUCCAAAUCCUGAGGAAGGUAAAGGUGCUCUCAAACUUGCCAUGGACAAGUGUGAAAAGGAAGGUGCUAUUCUCAUUUUGGCUAACGAUCCAGAUGCUGACAGAUUGGCUGUUGCUGAAAGACAAGUUGAUGGAUCUUGGAGAAUUUUCAAUGGUAACGAAAUUGCCAUGUUGUUGGCUGAUUGGGUUUGGACUCAAUAUAAGACUUCUCAUCCAAACGAAGACUACGCCAAGUGUGUCAUGAUUGCCAGUACCGUCAGUUCAAAGAUUUUGAGAGCUAUGGCUGCUCAUGAAGGUUUCAAGUUUGAUGAAACUCUCACUGGUUUCAAAUGGAUUGGUAACAGAGCUGAUCAAUAUAUCAAGGAUGGAUACACUUUCUUGUUAGGUUAUGAAGUUGAAAUUGGAUUCUUGGUUGGUGACUGUAGUUUGGAUAAGGAUGGUGUUAGAGCUGCUUCAGUUUUUGCUGAAAUGGCCCACAGUCACUACAAGGGAGGUGUUGUUAAACGUUUGAGUGAACAAAUUGAAAAUAUCUAUAAGAAGUAUGGUUUCUUUGCCAUGAAGACUCGUUACUUCUUCACACCAUCCACUGACUUGUUGCACAAGGUUAUGGAAGAACUCAGAAAGAUUGAAAAUGGUGGAUAUCCAACCUUCAUUCCAAGUAUUAGAGAUAGUUCAAAGCACUUCAAGAUUGCUUCUCUCAGAGAUUUGACUAAAGACUAUGAUUCUGCCCAAAAGGAUAACAAGCCACUUCUUCCUGCCACUCCAACUUCUCAAAUGAUUACUUUCACUUUUGAAAAUGGUACUUCUGCAACCAUCAGAAACAGUGGUACUGAACCAAAGCUUAAAUGGUACGUUGAAACCAAUGACAUGGAUAAGCAAAAGGCCUUUGACUUGUUGGAAGAAAUUACCCCUUCAAUUUUGGAAUACUUGUUGAAACCAAAGGAAAAUGGACUUGUUGCUCCACAAGAUUAAAUUAUUUUUUAAUGUA